CAGUGCCGAUUUCGACACUGUGAAGAGGCCCUUGGCAGUGACACUGUGUGCUCAUUAUGGAGAGAGAGGAAAUGUUUAGAUCCACUUUGCAGAUUUAGACACAUGGAAAUGCAGCAAAACUGCAGCAUUUCAUGCUUCUGGGAAACCCAACCUCUUGGUUGUGUGAAGAUCAGUUGUAUCUUUUAUCACAGCAAACCUCGAAAUAUCAAUGGAUUAUUUUUGCCACCAAGUAGCAAUAUCACACUACAGAAAGAAAGUCAGGAAGGAAUUCCACUCCAGACCCAGAAUCAGGAACCUCUAAAACCUCAGGAAAAUAUAUCACGACCCAUCCACAACCCCUUAGUUUUAAAAACCAAUUUUGAGGAAGAAGAGGAAAUAGAUGAACAAAAUGAUGCUUCUAGUUUAUGGACAAAGACUCCUGAAGAAAUUGAAGAAAAAAGAGCAAUUAAGGAGAUGUGUUAUAAAUCUGGAGAAUACUACAGAUUUCAUACUCCUCCAGAUAUUUCAUCCUCGAAAAGUGUGGCCCCUACAGUAGAAAAAGAGUCAGAAAAGCCUUUGGAAAGUGGCAGUGAAUUGCAAGAAGGAGAUAGUCUUACAGUUCCGACAAAAUUUAGCCAAUAUGAAAGGCAAGGUGAAAUAAAAACAUCAUUGCAUAGGAAACCAGGGACUGACAUUGCUGCCUCUGAAAAUGGAGGAGGUGACUGUUAUGUUCCACAGAGGAUCAUGUUUCUUGGAGUAGAUGAAAAUGAAGCUUUAAUGGAAGAGAAAGAAAUCACCAUAUCAAAAUUUUCAAAUACUAAAGAUAACAAGGACAGUCCUCAUCCAAAGCGUUCCCUAACUACCCGACUAGUACCUACAACGCAUGUAUUAAAUGCUACUGAGAAUAUCAGUAUGAAGUGCAGAGAGGAUCCCUCUUCAAUGAAUGAUGUCCAGCCAAGGAAGCCUCAUUUUAAAGGUGUGAAAAAAAGAAAAUGGAUUUAUGAUGAACCAAAGAACUUUCCCGGCUCUGGAAUACAGAGAGCAGUAAAGACCCCAAGUCCCCAAAAUAAAAUGAGUUACCAUCGCAAUAAUAAAAAUCGAAAUACUGAGAAUGCAUCCUAUGUUCAUGUUCAAAGAGAUGCCGUCAGGAGUGUCUCGUUGAAUGCACCUCCCCGCAGCAGGCCCACACAGGCGUCCUACAAUAAAGUCCAUGUUAACAAGGAACCCAAACCCAACCUCAGUCCAGACAAAUAUAUGUCAACAUCAUAUAAUGGUUCAGCCUGGCGAAAACGAAUUCCUUUUUCAAAAACAUAUUCAAAAAGUGAAAAGAUAUAUCCAGAGCCAAGAAGAAAUGGGAGCAAGUAACCUGGAGGUUGAGAGAAGAGAAAAAUGAGAAAAAAGUGCCAGACAUCAUCUGAUUUACAAUCAAAAGUGAAAAUUCAAAGAAUGAGAUACUCAAGUACUCUAUGCUGUUUACUGGAUAGCCAAAGAUGAUAAAAAUGCAAAUUCUGAAAAUAAGAUGCAGGAAGUACAUUGUGCUCUUUCAAAACUGAUAAAAAUGCAAAUUACAAACAGCUGCCAGUGUAUUUAUGUAGGUCUGGAAUUCAUUCCGUGCAUUACUACAAACAUUUUAAUAAAAUUUAAAAGUU
Molecule: messenger RNA, 1628 nt
Organism: Sapajus apella (tufted capuchin)
Lineage: Eukaryota; Metazoa; Chordata; Mammalia; Primates; Cebidae
Gene: ZC3H11D
Product: chromosome unknown C12orf50 homolog
Exons: 12
Coding region: 103-1344 (413 amino acids)
Source: RefSeq, a predicted model, not a curated record